AUGGGGAGCUCUGUCACCCAAGGCCACAAAUGCGGCAAAACUGUGCUGCCUAAUGGUGGACUGACACUGCCUGGGAUUGAAAUGGAUUUCUGUGGUCCAAAUGGUUCCCACUACAGCGUGGAGGAGGGGUUGUUCUCCAACGAGUGUUUUGUCGACGGACUGACCAUUGUGCCCCACACGUUAUUUGUCACACUGGCCAUUCCCGUUCUUAUCAUCCUGUGGAAAUCGCAUGACUCUGGCCAUCGAAGUACAACGUCUUGGGUGCACUUCCAGGGGCAUUCCGUUCGCUGGAUUUUAACCAUCUGCCUCAUUGUGUUCAACAUAUUGGAGAUAGGAGAAGGGUUAGUCUCGGAUGGCAAACUGGCGGGGCUUCGCCUCCAUGUUUUCUUACCUCAUUGUAUCAGUGUGGUAGCAGCUGUCAUUGCCAUUGUCUACUACCAGAAGAUUGAAGCAUGGAAUUCCCCAACCUUUCUUCUCCUUUUGAUGUUCUAUUGGCUGACCGCUCUGGUCACAAAGUCCAUGGAAGUUGCCUCCUUAUUCAAGAAAGGCCUUAAUGUUGGAGAACUGAGGUUCGACCUGCAGUGGGAUGUCAUAAUAGUGUAUUUCCUCUUGAUUUGCGUUGAAUUAUAUGUGCUUUUUGCCCAGAGAUAUGUCUGUUUCAAAAGGAAGCGGCACCUGAGUCCCCCGGAAGAGCUACAUAGAACCAGAUACUACUACAGCUAUGCCAGCUUUCUAUCUCAGUGUACCUACUGGUGGAUGAACCGUUUGUUAUCUAAAGGUUAUAAAAAACCUCUAGAGUUAAAAGACCUUGGAAAAUUGCCAGAGGCUGAGUGGACAGUGACCAAUUAUAAGAAACUAAAGAGUGUGUUCCAGGCAGAAAAGAUUAAGUCUGAGUCAGAACAAGACAAGUUCUCCUUAAUCCACUGCUAUGGGCGAGUCACAUGGCCUAUGCUUUGUCUGUCUGGCUUCUUCAGGCUGGCGGGCGACCUGCUCCAAUUUGCAGCUCCUUUGUGCAUAAGUGGCAUCGUGACUUAUGUUACUGUGGAGAAUGAUAGAGCCAGUGAAAUGAAAAAUCCAGCCAUUCGAAAUAAUAGCACAGCAUCAAGCACUUUAGAUUUAGAACGUCCACAGCACAACCUGUAUGUUUCACCAGCUGAAUUUGUCACAAAUGGUUAUGUGCUGGCUAUGCUGUUGUUCCUGGCGUCAUUGGUCAUGAGCACCUUCUUGCAGAACUCUCAUUUUCUGCUUAUUCGAGAAGGUGCUAGAAUCAAAGUAGCUCUGCAGGCAAUGAUUUAUGAAAAGACCUUACAGCUGUCGAGCUGUCCAAUUAAUAGUGGGCAGAUAACGAGCGGACAGAUCUCAAACUACAUGUCCAAUGAUGUCAGCAUCAUCUGUAUGGCUUUCUCAUUGUUUCACCACGUAUGGGCAAUGCCAUUAUUGGUAAUCCUGUGCUUGAUAAUGCUGCACAGCCAAAUGGGUUACAGUGCAGUGAUUGGUGGUUGUGUGGUGUUCAUACUGACCCCAAUACAGUAUAAAGUGGCAUCAUAUGCUGCAUUUAUAAAUCAAGAUAUCAUGCAAUGUUCUGAUACUCGUUUGAAGAGAAUAAGUGAACUUUUUCAAGCCAUCAAACUUCUCAAACUUUAUGCCUGGGAAGUGGUAUUCUCUCAGCAGGUUGAAGAAAUCAGAAAAAAAGAAAUCAAGUUCCUGCUCAAAGCUUGUUUUUUCAAAACUAUUGCAUUUUUUAUAACAAAUGCAGGCCCUGUCAUCCUCAUGCUUGUGACCUUCCUGCUGUAUCCAUACAUAGAAAGUGUUCCACUCACUGCAGCCAAGGCAUUCUCUUCCCUGGCCUUGUUCAAUAUGAUCAGCAGUCCUCUCUACAUGUUCCCACUGGUCGUGAACAUCCUGGUCAAGGCAAAGAUCAGCUCGAAGAGAAUACAGGAGUUCUUAUUUGCUAAGGAAGUGGAGGCAGCAUUUCUGCCAGCUUUUUCAUCAAGUAGUGAGUCCAAUGGAGCUUUAAUGAGCAAGAUUCCCAGUGUUCAAAAUCAUGAAGCAGUUGCGCAGAUGUCUCCAAAAGCUGAUGAUCAAAUUACACAAUCACCUGCAGAGUUAGAGCAUGUGCAAAUUAUAAGCAAUAAGAAACCAGCAGCAAAAGACAAGAAUUUGCAUGUAGAAUUUAGAAAAAAUAAGAAGAAAAUAUGUAACCAUGCCACACAGACUGAUAAAACAAAAAAUAAAAAGCAGUUAGCUGAAACAAAGAAACUAUUAAAGGAUAAAGCAUUAAGAAAGGAUGAAGAGGAGGUAGACAAAUCACAACUGGCUGUUGAAACUUUACAAGUUCCCAAAGACAAAAGUAGGACAAAAGAAGUUAGUGUUCAGGUUCAUAGCAGUGAUGAUGAAGAUGAUGGAGGAGAAAAGUGCCCUGUUGUUUUGGAAAUCAGAAAUGCAGAUUUUUCAUGGGACACGGACAAGAAAAUGGUGAAUUUGAAAGACAUCAAUAUCAGAUUCUUGAAAGGACAGCUGACCCUGGUUGUUGGUCCAGUGGGGUGUGGGAAGUCUUCUUUACUCUCUGCAUUACUGGGUGAGAUGUGUCUAGUGAAAGGCAGUGUGGAGUGGAACCAGAAAACAAGCAUAGCCUAUGUUUCCCAAAGUCCUUGGUUGCUAAACUGUUCUCUCAAAGAAAAUAUACUGUUUGGGAGGCCUUUUGAAAAGAAGAGAUAUCAGCAUGUUAUCAAAAUGUGUGCUCUGCAACCAGACCUGGAUAGUUUACCUGCUGGAGACGACACUGAGAUUGGAGAAAGUGGUGCCAAUUUGAGUGGAGGACAGAAGCAGAGAGUCAGCAUAGCCAGGGCUAUUUACUCCAAUGCAGAUGCAGUAAUCAUGAUAUUCUGUUGUAUAUUACCUAGAUAUCAGCAUGUUAUCAAAAUGUGUGCUCUGCAACCAGACCUGGAUAGUUUACCUGCUGGAGACGACACUGAGAUUGGAGAAAGUGGUGCCAAUUUGAGUGGAGGACAGAAGCAGAGAGUCAGCAUAGCCAGGGCUAUUUACUCCAAUGCAGAUGCAGUAAUCAUGGAUGACCCUUUAUCUGCUUUGGAUGCUCGUGUUGGCCGUCAGGUUUUCAAAGAUGGCAUACUAAAAUAUCUCAUCAGGAAGAAAAAGAAGCUAGUGAUAAUAGUGACAAACCAUCUGCAGUAUUUAGGCCAUGCUAGUCAGGUUGUGGUGAUGAAAGAAGGUGCUGUUAAGCAUGUUGGAACAUUUCAUGAAAUCCAAGAGAAAGAUUCUGGACUAUAUGAAAGCUGGAAGGAAACAGUGAAGAAAACAAGGGCUGAAGAUGAAACUACAACUGAGGAAGGUGCUCCAGAUGUACAGAGAUUAACGAAACCUACUUUACAGUUAGAGCAAACGGAUGCUAGUCAGCCCGUCAGUGCUUCUCGAAGCUCAGGUAUAGACAUGCUAGGUGCCUUUGUACCUCUGUCUGGUAUGGUUGCUACGGAUACUUAUGGAGAGGACCUUGCAGAGGCAGCCAAAAGAGUGUCUGGUAGCACAUCAAGUCUAGAGUUAGAACCGUUGGCAGAGAUAUGUGUCGAAGAAGAGAAGGAUGCCAAAGAACCCUUGAUGUGCAAACAAGGCAAACUGAUAGAAGAGGAAGAGAAAGAAACUGGAUCAAUCAAACUGAAAACCCACCUUGCCUUUUUUAGUGCCUGCUCUUGGGGCCUUUCAGUUCUAGUUCUUCUACUGAAAAUUUUACAGCAGGGCUUACGAUUGGCCACCGACCUUUGGCUAGCAGAAUGGGCAGUGGCUGGUGACCAGAUGAAUAACUCACUAGUUUCCAAAAACUUAAGCAGAGACAAUAUAUUGAGGUACCAAGCCUCAGUAGAGCCCAAUGUUUUGGUGCUACCUGGUGACAAUCAGUCAAGCUCUCCCACUUCCACAGGCGAAACAGAUAGGGAUGUCAUGUACUAUGUCAUGGUGUAUGCCAUCCUAUCUGCAGUCAGUAUUAUUAUUGUGCUAUUUGCAUCACUCACUGUGGAACUCACAAUCUUGUAUGCAGCAAGAAAUCUGCAUCAGUCCAUGUUACGCAAUCUCAUCUUAGCUCCAUUAAGGUUUUUUGAUACUACUCCCAUUGGCAGGAUUAUGAGCAGAUUUGCUGCAGACACAUAUCAGCUAGAUCAGAUUAUCUCUUUUUAUAUCAGUAACGUCCUGACACAGAUCUUAACCUGUAUUGCGGCUAUAGUAGCCAUCUCUUUGGCAACACCAUAUUUCUUAAUUGCAGUUGCUCCCUUGGUGUUGAUCUACUGUGUAAUACAGAGGUUCUUUAGGGUAUCAGCAAGGGAACUCAUGAGAUUAGACAAUUUAUCCAAAUCCCCUAUUUUUGCACAUUUUGCUGAAUCCAUGGGAGGCUUAGCAACAAUAAGGGCCUUUAGACACCAGAAAAGGUUUUGGUGCAACUUAGCAGAGAAAAUAGAUUUAAAUAAUUCAGCAUUCCUCUGGCUUCAAAGUGCCAACAGAUGGUUUGGAAUUCGCCUGGACUAUCUUGGUGCUGUCACAAUAUUCAUAGCAGCUGUAGCAGCCCAGGCAGCAGGACUAGCUGGAAAUGCUGACCCAGGCAUUGUGGGCCUUGCUAUAGCUUAUGCAGUUAUGAUAUCUAAUGUGCUAAACUUGCUGUUGAGCAGCACAGCAGAGUUAGAGAUGCAAAUGAAUGCAGUGGAAAGAGUUGACCAGUAUUCACAUGUAACUAGUGAGGUCUACUCUGCACCUCAAGGUAGUCCCAAACUGCCAGAGAACUGGCCCAGUGCUGGAGAGGUCCAGUUUGACCAUGUUCACAUUAAGUAUGCAGACAGCCUAGAGCCUGUACUCAGAGACAUUAACUUACAAAUCCAGGGAGGAAAGAAGAUUGGUAUAUGUGGUAGAACAGGGAGUGGCAAGUCCUCUCUGAUGUUGGGCCUGUUCAGGAUCAUCCAGACUAGUCAGGGUAAAAUAGUCAUAGACGGAGAAGACAUUGCCGACAUCCCACUGAGGAAACUGCGUUCCAGUUUAUCAAUCAUUCCUCAGGAUCCUGUGCUAUUUGCUGGCACUGUCAGGUUUAAUCUUGAUCCAGAAGGUACUAAGUCUGAUAAAGAAUUGUGGAAUGCCCUAGAAAUUGCACAACUUAAAACUGCUAUCACGAAUCUAGAAGGAGGACUUGAAGCUCAGGUGUCUAACAGUGGAGAUAACUUCAGUAUAGGUCAAAAACAGUUAUUUUGCUUGGCGCGGGCCUUCUUGAGGCACAGCAAGAUUCUGGUGAUGGAUGAAGCUACAGCAUCUGUUGACAUGGAAACUGAAGCAGCAAUACAUCAGGUGGUAAAUGAAGUCUUCAUGGAUAGCACUGUUAUAAUCAUAGCAAUAUCUAAUGUGCUAAACUUGCUGUUGAGCAGCACAGCAGAUUUAGAGAUGCAAAUGAAUGCAGUGGAAAGAGUUGACCAGUAUUCACAUGUAACUAGUGAGGUCUACUCUGCACCUCAAGGUAGUCCCAAACUGCCAGAGAACUGGCCCAGUGCUGGAGAGGUCCAGUUUGACCAUGUUCAUAUUAAGUAUGCAGACAGCCUAGAGCCUGUACUCAGAGACAUUAACUUACAAAUCCAGGGAGGAAAGAAGAUUGGUAUAUGUGGUAGAACAGGGAGUGGCAAGUCCUCUCUGAUGUUGGGCCUGUUCAGGAUCAUCCAGACUAGUCAGGGUAAAAUAGUCAUAGACGGAGAAGACAUUGCCGACAUCCCACUGAGGAAACUGCGUUCCAGUUUAUCAAUCAUUCCUCAGGAUCCUGUGCUAUUUGCUGGCACUGUCAGGUUUAAUCUUGAUCCAGAAGGUACUAAGUCUGAUAAAGAAUUGUGGAAUGCCCUAGAAAUUGCACAACUUAAAACUGCUAUCACGAAUCUAGAAGGAGGACUUGAAGCUCAGGUGUCUAACAGUGGAGAUAACUUCAGUAUAGGUCAAAAACAGUUAUUUUGCUUGGCGCGGGCCUUCUUGAGGCACAGCAAGAUUCUGGUGAUGGAUGAAGCUACAGCAUCUGUUGACAUGGAAACUGAAGCAGCAAUACAUCAGGUGGUAAAUGAAGUCUUCAUGGAUAGCACUGUUAUAAUCAUAGCACAUAGAGUCUCUACCAUUUUGAACUGUGACACCAUUAUUGUGUUGGACAAAGGAAAAGUUAUAGAGCAAGACACCCCAGCAGUAUUAUUAAGUCAAGAAAACAGCAAGUUUGUAAGCUUUGUGAAAGCCAAUACACAUAAGUGAAUGUGCCAAAUAUUUGACUCAUCAAAACAGACUUGGAAAAUAUGUCUGGAUUUUCUAAUUUUUUCCGAGUGAGCAUAAUUCAGUCACAUAGCUAUUAAAAUGAAGAAAUUAUCUGCCUUAUACAUGCACAUGAGUUCAGCACUGUUGUUUACAGUAAUUCAAUGUGUUAUUCAUCUUUGCAGAUUUAAUCAACAGUCAGAAUAGUUUGAUUUAAAAAAGCUUUUUCUGUUUAGACAAAAUUUCAUUUGCUCAAAUUCAAUUAGUUAGAUGUAUUCAGUGAAUCAUUACAUUAUAACUGUAUAUGAAGAAAGGAGAUACAUAGCAGUUUCAUGUACAUUUUAUUUUACUUCAAUUUUUUUUUCAAUUAUAUAUCUAUUUUGUACAGAAACUGUUGUUGGUGAAAAAAAGUGAGUUAAAGUGCUACUUGUAUACAUUUUGGUUGCUCUGUUGGUGGACACAGCUUAAUACUUUUUUAAGGUCACAGUUUAUAAAAAAAGGAGUUUUAGUAUAAAAUUGGUAUGCAGUGGAUUUGUAUCAGAUAAUUGCCAAGUAUGCUUAAUACAAGUAUGUUUUAAGUAUGCUUUCUUUUUUUUUCUUAGUGGGUAGGUUAUAGAUGUUACCUUAGUUAUUACCUUGUGAAUGAAAUACAUGAGCUUUAUUGUUAUGUUUAAUCCUGUUUGGAUUAAUAGAACUUUAACUGGUACAGUGUACAGAAUCUUUUAGACCAGAAUAUUUUGGUCUAGCUCAAUUCAGGUUAAAUACAUUUCAGCCUACUAGAAUAAAGUAAAUAUUGUUCUCAAACAUACAUGUUCUUAUAUUCUUCCUAUAACAGACAUAAUAUUUCCUACUGCAGGUUUAUCUUGUGUCAGGCUUGACUAACUGAUGCUCUAAAGGUGGAAACUAAGGGCGCUUCCAGAACAAGUUGAUCGACGGACUAACAGAUUAUUGAUCAAAUAUGGACGACCCACUUUAAAGCAAUGCUGCCUAAUCUCCUAAUGGACUCCCCGCCUUCCACACUUCCACAGCAACUAAAUUUCAGCUCUAUUUUGAACCACAAUUUAAUUGUGUUGGAGGCAGGAAGUCCAUUAGGGGAUUCACCGGCAUUGUUUUUAAGAAGGGCGACCAUAUUUGAUUUAUGGAUCUGUUAAUCCACAGAUCUAACUUGUUCUGAAUGGGCCGAAACUCUCAGUUUUGAGUUUAUUUGUAAAAUAGGCCCCAGAUGACACAUUUUUUGGCAAAGCAUUGAUUUUCUGAACAUGGUUCUAGUGAUGUCAGCAUUUCACUCACAUGUCAUCCCAUCAAAAAUAACUUCCAGUUGAUUGUUUGUAGUCAUUUGGAAAUGCAUGGUCUGAGUAAAUGAAUUCAUUCUGACAUAAUCUGGUGAGAACUGAAUCUUCAGUAAGCAUGGUUUGCACCUUCAGUGUAUCAGAAUUAUUCUAGUUUUGACAAUUGUCAAAUUGAAGAUACCUCUGCUUACCAUUUGCUUUGCAGAUCUGUAUAUAAACCAUAAGGAAAGGGUGAAUAUUUAACUUAUUCUGCUUGGAUAUAUAUCAUAAUAUGAUUAACAGAGUAGCUUCAAAAGCCAAAGAAGGAAAGUGAAAAAAUGCCUGUCUUCUUACAUAAUAUAAUAUUAUAGUUCUUGUUUAUUUCUUUAAGUUAUACCAAUUUUUCUUCUUUUUAAUGCCAAUUUUAUUCUUUUUAAAACGGUUAAUGAUUAUUAGGUUUUAGUGAUAUAUGUUUCAUAGUAAGUGCUUUCCUCAUAAAUCUCAUUCAAGAAGCAAGACUACGGUCUAGCAAUUGUAUGCAAAUUCAUAGCAUCAGAUCUGGAGAUAAAUUUGUUUGAUGUUAAGUCUCACAAGAUGAGGUGCACUCGGUCUUAGAUUCUUUAAGUGUGUAUCUUACCACCUUGCUGUUACACUCUCAUUCGUGUAUCUGCUUACAAGUUUGAAAUUGCUGCCACAUGAGAGUUUCUUGAAGAGAAAGGUUUGUCCUUCAGCUGUGGCAAGGCUGGGUGCAUUCCAGUUAUUCUGUAUUGUAGUAGUCAGAUGUCUAAUGAAUUUAAAAUCGUUGUUACUAGAUUUUUUUCAUUAGGAAAGGGGCCCAUGGCUACCCCCCCCCCCCUUUUAUUUACCACCAAUGAUGAUGGCAGUUUGUCCAGUCUGAUAGACAAAUGGAUAACCAUGAGCAGUAUAAUUGUUGUGUUGCUUUUUAUUCCUAUGAGAAAAAAGUCACUAUGGUUAUUACAUGCCAUACACAUGCAAUUAGUCAAUAUGUUUUUUUUCCAACCUCAGAUCAUGUGUUUAAUAUUAUAUUAGAAGUUUGAUAUAAUAAAAGGCAUAAGCUACAAAGUGUCUUACAAGACAUGUAGAAGUAGCACUUGAAGUUGCUGUAUCUUUGUCUCAUUCCCCAAAUUUUUGUGUUGUCCAAAGUAAAGAAGGUUCACUUAAAAGGGCAGGCAUCUAUCCUUUUGUGCAUGUUGCAUCAACAUUGCCAUAAUUAUGCUAAGUUACAAUAAGAAAGGAUUCUUGGAGAAAAUACUAGUAUGAUUUGUAUUUCAAGAAAUGUUAGUAGAAAUUUCAAGUGUAUUUCGUUAUCUGAAUCAUAAUUAUUUUCUUUACAAAUUCACUAAUCAAAAGAUUUUAAUGUAGUGUUAUUAGAAUAUUUACUAAAAAUCUUAUUUAUGAUAGUGUUCCUGCUGGAUUUUGUACCAGUCUUUCUCCUGUGAUGAUUUUGAGUGUUUGUAAAAAAAGUUUACAUAAUGUAGUAAAUUGUGUAUAACAAUUGUUCCUUUCUGGAUUAUUGAAAUAUUUUACAUAAGUGAAAUCACUGCCACUUUUUGUACUUUUCAAUAUGCACAAUGACUAUUGUAAUUGUUUUGUACACUGACUUGACAUUUCACCAUCAGUAUCAGUUUGCACUGUAAAUGAAAAAAAAAAAGAUGUGAAUAUAAGCCAGAACUUACAAGUCUGCCAUUCAGACUACUUUUAAUAUUGUGAAAAUAGAGGCUGUUGUAUUGUGUUCACUAUUAAUCUCAUACAUACAGGCAAAAAUAAAGUUUCAAUA
Molecule: messenger RNA, 9327 nt
Organism: Lingula anatina
Lineage: Eukaryota; Metazoa; Brachiopoda; Lingulata; Lingulida; Lingulidae
Product: ATP-binding cassette sub-family C member 9
Biological process (GO): transmembrane transport; potassium ion transport
Cellular component (GO): membrane
Molecular function (GO): ATP binding; ATP hydrolysis activity; sulfonylurea receptor activity
Source: RefSeq, a predicted model, not a curated record